AUUGCUUCAGAAUGGCGGGAUUUUCCAUCUGCAGCUUAUUAUUACUCCUAACAAUUUUUAACAGUAUUUUUAGUGAUACAAAUGUCUCAGCAUCGCAGGGUACGGAAACAAUAUCAAGAAAAGUUUCCCUCCUGAGGGAGCAAAUGCGAUUGCAUAAUAUAUCCGCAUAUAUCAUCAGCGACGGAGAUGAACAUCAGACUGAUUACAUUGUUGCUGAACGUGACAGAAGGCGAGCAUGGAUUUCCGGUUUCUCCGGGUUACAAGGGGACGCCGUAGUUACCAUGAACAAAACUGCUCUCUGGACUUUGAAAUCCUUGUGGUUCCUGGCAAAACAGGAAAUUCCUAGUGAUUGGAUCUUGAUGGAAUCAUGCCCAGGCCCGACUUCAAAAUAUUUGCCAAUAGAGGCUUGGCUAUUGAACGAACUUGAAUCCGGAAGUAGGGUUGGUGCGGAUCCAAACGUGGCCUAUACGCAAUGGAUCGAGUGGGAUCAAAAACUGCGAUGGAAGAAUAUCUCGCUUGUAGCGCUGGAGGAAAAUUUAAUCGAUUUGAUCUGGAAAGAUCAACCCGGAUUCCGAAAAGAUCCACUCUACGAUUUACCACUAAAAAUUACAGGACAAACUCAGGAAGAAAAACUGAAGUUGAUUCGCGAGGACAUGGCAGAAUUAAAAACUGAUCUCUAUGUAGUGUCUGCUCUUGAUGAAAUUGCGUGGAUUACAAAUAUGAGAGGGACCGAUAUUCCUUACGUCCCAGUUUUUCGAUCUCAUAUGCUGAUUGGAAAAGAUUUCGCAAAAGUUUAUCUUCCUCCAGAAAAGCAGAGUUCUAAAGUCCUCAGAAUUUUGAACCUGGCAAAUAUAGCAGUGUUUGAUUAUGACCAAUUCUGGAUGGACCUGAAAGCUUAUUCGGAACAAGCACAUGCUAUUUUACUUCCAAAGUCAUACAAUAAUGCCUUGGGAGUUAGUUACAAGAUAUUCGAUACGAUACCUCGAGAGAAAGUUAGAAGCAAAGUGUCACCAAUUCUUUUACGGAAAGAUAGAAAAAAUUUUGCCGAAAUCGCUGGAAUGAAACAGGCUCAUUUGCGAGAAGCAGUCGCAAUGACCCAGUGGAUGAUGAAAAUGGAAAAUGAUAUGGAAAGCAACAGUCUUAUUCGCGAAUCAGAUGCUAUUGAACGACUUCGAGAAAUCAGAUAUAAACAGCAGUUUAGUAGAGGCGAAAGUAGUGAAUGUGUCGCUGGUUAUGGACCUAAUUCAGCUAACUUUUUUCAUAUUCCGAAAAAUAAGUCUGCGAUUGAAAUUGGGAAGGAUAAAACAUUCAUGGUCACCACUGGUGGUCAAUAUGAUGAUGGUACAACACGAAUAGCAAGAACUCUGCAUUAUGGAAUACCAACUGAACAUCAAAAAUCGGCAUAUACAGCUCUAUUGGCAGGUAUCAUUGAUCUCGUAAAAUUAAUAUUUCCAUCUGGAACUUCAGCCUGCACGACUGACAUUGUUAUACAGAUGCCUCUCUAUAGAAUAGGACAAGAAUAUGAAUACGAAACUGUUCAAGGAAUCGGCGCAUCGCUUGGUGUCUAUGAAGCUUUUAACGACACCUAUGACAUCAAUGCCUUCAGAAUCCAAGGUAUAGGUUAUCGUCAGGGAAGAGAAUGGGGAGCUCUUUUAGAAAACGUUGUUACUGUUGUUGCAGCUAACACAACAUUUAAACCUGAAAAGCAAUUCAUGACCUUCAAAAUGAUCACGCUAAUGCCUUAUGAGAGGAAACUCAUUAAUCCGAACCAACUCACAAAUGAACAGCUCGAGUGGUUGAACAAAUAUCACGAAGAAGUAAGAUCGAAGGUUGGAGCUGAAUUAGGGAGACAGGGAGACGAAAUCACUCGCAAGUGGUUAAGUACAAAAACCGAGCCACUCAAAAGAAUUGUUAAUGACAAAAACAAAUCCGGUCUCGAAUCCCCUUACAAAUUUGGGAUUUGAACAAUUUAAUACCUCGUCGUUGUAACUGUUAACUCGUAUCAAUAAAAAUAGGGUCAUGGUCAUUUUACGAAAAUUAA
This is a messenger RNA of Belonocnema kinseyi, 2041 nucleotides long. Its product is annotated as xaa-Pro aminopeptidase 2-like. The record is from RefSeq and is a predicted model, not a curated record. Bases 12 to 1964 code for a protein of 650 amino acids. NCBI's taxonomy places the organism in Eukaryota, Metazoa, Arthropoda, Insecta, Hymenoptera, Cynipidae. The transcript is spliced from 13 exons.